AUGGACCAAGCCUUUGUCGCGCAGUUGGAGCAAACGCUGGCUGCGAUUGUCAGCCCCAACGCCUCCUCUUUGAAGGAGACGACGAAGACGCUGCAGACACAGUUCUACACACAGGUGACAGCGUUGCCUGCGCUCGUUCACAUCAUGCAGAACAGCGGCGACGACGCAUUGAAGCAGCUUGCCGGUGUGGAGGCCAGAAAGCUGGUAGCGAAGCACUGGGGCAAGCUAGACGGCGCGCUAAAGACUGAAAUAAAGAGCACUUUGCUGCAAACGGCGUUCACCGAGCCCAAGGACAUGGUCCGCCACUCCAGUGCGCGUGUGAUCGCUGCAAUUGGCUCAGAAGAUCUAUCCGACGACCAGUGGCCGGACCUAGUUCCAAACCUGCUACGUGCGGCAGCGGACGAAAACCCUAAGACAAGGGAGACGUCUGUCUUUGUGUUACUCUCUCUACUAGAGUCCUACAAUGAUGCUCUAGGGAAAUACAUUGCCGAGUUCUUGACUUUGUUUUCGCAGACCAUCAACGAUUCCGCGUCCUUGGAGACGAGGUCUUUGUCUGUCCAGGCUUUGAACCAUGUUUCUGCUUUGAUUGAGGAGCAGGAGAAAAUUAACCCUGAGCAUGCGAAUCAAUUUGCCGCUCUAAUUCCAUCCGUCGUCCAAGUCUUGGAUGCUGUGAUCAAGGCUGAUGACAACGUGAACACUAAGUUGAUUUUCAACUGUCUAAAUGACUUCUUGUUGUUGGACUCGCAGCUCACGGGCAAUGCCGUCGUCGAUUUGAUCAAGCUAGCCCUACAGAUUGCGGGUAAUGUUCAAGUUGAUGAAGAGGUUAGAGUCUUUGCCGUCCAGUUUGUCAUUUCUGCUGUCUCUUAUAGAAAGUCAAAGAUCCAACAAGCUAAGUUGGCUCCUGAGAUCACGAUCACCGCAUUGAAGGUUGCAUCUGACCAAGUCGAUGUAGAGGACGAGCUAAACACCGAGGAAGAAGCGGGGGAGAACGAAGAGAACACUCCUUGUUUGACCGCGAUGAGAUUGAUUGCCUUCUGCUCAACUGAAUUCCCACCUUCCCAGGUUGCUGCGCCUAUUAUGGAGCACCUACCAGCGAUGCUUUCUUCUGCCAAUCAGUUUGAGAGACGUGCUAUCUUGUUGGCUAUAUCUGUUGCUGUCACAGGUUCCCCUGACUACAUGCUCUCCCAACUGGACAGAAUAAUUCCUGCUACUAUCAGUGGUAUGAAAGACCAGGAGCCAAUCGUUCAACUCGCAGCGCUAAAGGCGGUGUCGCAGUUGACAACUGAGCUUCAGGACGAAGUCGCCAAGUUCCAUGAAGAAUAUCUGCCACUAAUAAUCAGUAUCAUUGACAACUCCAAGCACGUCGUUAUUUACAGAUAUGCCACUACAGCCCUUGAUGGUCUGCUAGAGUUUAUUGCUUAUGAUGCUAUUGCGAAGUAUCUAGAGCCACUAAUGAACAAGCUUUUCCAGAUGUUGGAAUCUCAGACCUCUUCCAAGUUGAGGGCGGCUAUCGUCUCGGCGAUUGGUUCUGCUGCCUUUGCUGCGGGCUCUAACUUUGUGCCAUAUUUCAAGACCUCUGUUCAAUUCUUGGAGCAAUUCAUCCAGAACUGUUCUAACAUUGAGGGUAUGUCUGAGGACGACAUUGAACUGAGAGCUUUGACAUUUGAGAAUAUCUCUACUAUGGGUAGAGCCGUUAGAUCUACUACUUUCGCAGAGGUUGCGGAGCCGCUUGUGAACUCUGCUUACGAAGCCAUCAAGACCGACUCUGCUAGAUUGAGAGAGUCUGGGUAUGCUUUCAUUGCCAACAUGGCCAAGGUCUACGGCAAGGACUUCGCUCCAUUUUUGGAAACUAUUAUGCCAGAGAUCUUCAAGACUUUGCAGCAAGAGGAGUACCAAUUUAACUUCGAUGGCGAUGCUGACGAUCUAGCGGCUUUUGCGGAUGAUGCUGACGAGGACGACCUGCAGAAUAAGUUCACCGUCAACACAGGUAUCUCCUACGAGAAGGAAGUUGCAGCUGCCGCUUUGUCCGAGCUCGCCAUUGCCUGCAAGGAACAGUUCUUGAAGUUUGUCGAGCCAUCCUUGAAAGUAUUGAGAGAGCAGGUGGACGAAUCGUACGGGUUGAGAGAAACUGCCAUGCACACCAUUUGGAACAUUGUCAAGGCUGUCCUGUUGACGACUAACAUCAACGAGGACAACUAUCCAAAGGGCGUUCCUACCGGCUCCUACGUGGACAGCAGUGUCCUAUCCGUUAUCCAAACUGCCAGAGAGAUCUCCUUAGAUGGUUUGAGUGAGGAGUUUGAGACUUCUAUGAUCAUCACCGUCUUUGAGACGAUGGCUGAAAUGAUCAAGAAGUUCGGUCCAAUCAUCAUUAUGGACAAUGGUGACUCCACAUAUUUGGAGCAGUUGUGCUUGCAAGUUUUAAGCGUACUAAAGGGCGAGCACACUUGCCAGACCAUUGACUACGAGGACGACGUGCCCAAGGAUGAAGAUAUGGAUGCCUCUGAGACCGAAGCAGCGUUGCUAGACGUCGCAUUGGAGGUGUUGGUGUCUCUAUCCCAUGCCCUAGCCGACGGAUAUCCAAAGGUUUUUGAGGGCUUCAAACCAAUAGUACUAUCCUUGUUUGAAACAAAAUCGAAGAAUAAGAGAUCUGCUGCUGUCGGUGCAGUUUCGGAAAUUGCGUUAGGCUUGAAGGAACACAACCCAUAUGUCCAGGAACUGCUUCAGGCGAUGAUUAUCAGAUUGACUGCAGACAAGUCUCUCGAGGUGCGCGGUAACGCGGCCUACGGUGUGGGUCUAUUGAUCCAGUACGCACAGUUUGACGUGUCUGCUGUAUACGAGCCUGUACUAAAGGCUAUGUACCAGCUGUUGAACACCGCUGACCAAAAGGUCCUUACUGCCAACGACGAUGAGGCUACCAAGGAGAUCAUCGACCGCGCCUUCGCUAACGCCACGGGCUGCGUUGCCAGAAUGACGCUAAGAAGCGAAAACCUAGUUCCUCUGGAGCACACUCUUCCAGCGCUAUUGUCUCACCUACCUUUGAAUACCGGGUACGAGGAAUACGACCCGAUCUUUGAGUUGAUCAUCAAGCUCUACCAGGCUAACAACAGUCUCAUCAUUGCAGAAACUCCUAGAAUUAUCGAGUUCUUCGCCGCCGUGUUCACCAAGGACAACGAGAGAAUUCAGCUGGAGAAGGAAUCGACCUUGGGCAGAGAGGAGAACAUGGAUAAACUAAAGCAGUUCCAGUCCCAGGAGAUGAGACAAAGAGUGGUCGAACUUUUGAAGUUCUUGAACCAAACCUACAAUGGCAUUGUGGCCCAGAAUGCUGUUCUGGCUCCCGUUAUCGCCUGA
Messenger RNA from Eremothecium gossypii ATCC 10895, 3348 nucleotides. RefSeq names its product karyopherin KAP123 (gene KAP123). Gene Ontology annotation, molecular function: small GTPase binding; nuclear import signal receptor activity. Bases 1 to 3348 code for a protein of 1115 amino acids. The record is from RefSeq and is marked provisional. Gene Ontology annotation, biological process: protein import into nucleus. Gene Ontology annotation, cellular component: nucleus; cytoplasm. NCBI's taxonomy places the organism in Eukaryota, Fungi, Ascomycota, Saccharomycetes, Saccharomycetales, Saccharomycetaceae. The transcript has a single exon.